Messenger RNA from Moesziomyces antarcticus, 3753 nucleotides. RefSeq lists its product as uncharacterized. The transcript has a single exon. The coding region runs from base 1 to 3753 and encodes 1250 amino acids. NCBI's taxonomy places the organism in Eukaryota, Fungi, Basidiomycota, Ustilaginomycetes, Ustilaginales, Ustilaginaceae. The record is from RefSeq and is a predicted model, not a curated record.
AUGUUCUCGCAAUGGAGGAGCAAGCGCCACUUUCCCAUGGACACCGCCCAGUCGGCUGCUCCGAGCACAUCCCAGCUUGGCUCGGCCACCGAAGCCGACUCGGCACGUCCGACGGUGGCAAAGGCGUUCGGAAGAGCCGGGAUGGCGGCCAAGUUUCGUCCGAGCACCCGCGAAGGCGCCACGGGCUCGCGAUCGCCCAUGAGCUUUGCGGCCGGCCCGCGAUCCAACAGCAGAGGCGCCAACAGCCUCGAGUUCGGAGGAGGCGUAGUGCCGGACGACGAUCCGCACUCGGACCUUUCGUCGGAUGCAGACCGGGACGACUCGGCCAAGCACACGCAGCACUCGCGCCUCGCGUCCAUCGGCUCGCUCGGCAGCUUCGAAGACUUUCGCUCCAUCAUCGCCUUUUCGUCCGCAUCCAAUCCGCUCGACGAGAGUCCAGCGCUCACCAACUCGACGAGCUACUCUAGCCCAGACUUUGCCUCGAUCGCGCCAGUCGCCAAGAACAAGCCUCAGCCCCCUCUGCCUCCGCCUCCUCUCGUCACAAAGCCCCAGCUGGGCGUGGCUGCCGCUGCUGCUGCACCGCGAUCGCCUAGGAAACCUGUGCCGACUUUGAACGGGCCCGCCGCCGACGAGCACGCGCAUCUCAGACCGCAGUCGACCGGCGUCCAGAGACGCUCCGCCGCCCCGAGCGUGCCCGAGAGCGUCUCGCAGCCAGGAUCGUCGCAGCUCGCAAGCGAGGAGUUCCACUCCAACGCACACAGGAUGUCGAGCACCGAUGCGCUGCGCAAGCUCGAAGACAGCAUCCGCGACGGUCCGGGCAGGCAGGCCACGUUUGGACUCGGCAUCGUGUCGCACGAAGAUGCAGGCGGAGCCGCGCGCAGACACACAAAGACCAGCAGCGACAUGUCCGGGCACAGCUCCGGCGACAGCUGGGGGCGUACCUCGUUUGGUCGAGACCCGCUGCGCCUGCUCGCCGACUCGGACGCCAAUGCCGACGGCCCGGCACGCGCCGCCUCGCUCGCGUCGAGCAAGACCCAAAAGACCCAAGUGAGCGACAGCGGGCAUAGCACCAACACCGCAGAGACCAGCACCGACAUUCACGACUCGGACCAGCUUUCGACCAUCAAGGAACGCACAGAGUCGCCCGAGUCGGUGCUUAAGCGACAGAUCUCGAUGGACUCGGGAUUCAGCCGGUCGGUCAACGCCGAGUUGUCGGAUGCGAGGACUUCGAGAGCUUCCGGCUCGUCGACGGGCUCGGAAUUGCACAGUGCAGCACCGCAGAAUGCGCCACGCCGCGAUGGGGCGAGAGGAGACAAGGGUGUGAGCGCCUCUUUGCAGGCUCAGUCUGCAGUCAAUGGCAUCGGCUCGCCAACGUUUGGAUUCCGUCAGCGACACACUUCGCAUUCGUCGGCGGUCAACGAGCUGCUGCCGCCGUUGGAGCUCGAGGCGGCCGAGUUCAAGCCGCAUUCCAGGUCGGCAUCGACGGCGUCGAGCAGCAAGUCGACCAAGUCGCGCCUGGUGCCCGCCGAGCCGGCCAUUGUGGGACUGCGGAGGGGCUCGGCUGGUGUCGUCUCUCAGGCGGGUGCGGCGACGCGCUCGGUCGCAGAGCCCUACACCGCACCGCUGCCGAGCAUGCCUUUCCCAACAUCGACGUCAACGCCCAUCUUCCACGCCAGCUUUGCACGCACAGCCGCGCAGGCGUCCGAGCCCAACACGCCCAAUCUGGCAUACGACGCUGCACUGGCCAAGGCAGUGGGCAAGGAACGCAAGAUGCGCCCCACCGCGCUCGUGCUCAAUCACACGGCGCUGGCCGCCAUGUCGCCGCUCUCGCCGAGUGGCGUGGGCUUCAAGGGCUUAGCGAGUCCGGGCAAGCCGCGUGCACCGCCCCCCUCGGCACCACCGACUGAACCGCUCCCGCCGAUUCCCAAUACGCCGUGCGUGGGCAGUAAGAGUCCGCAUCCGCUCCAGCGCAGUGGGCCCUGGGGGCACGAGGCGGGUGAUGAGGAUUCGGACCCGGAUCCGCUCAAUACGCCCAAGGGCGUGCGAUCGCCCGAGACCGCCCAGACUGCACUUGAUCGCGCCGACAAUGCUGGAGCAGAGACGGCGGUGCAGGAUCGCUCAACGACCGCCGAGCAGGAGCCGAAGGCGGCGAUGGAGGGUGCGGGUACAGCGACGGUAGCGGUGGCACAGGUGGCUACGAGGGUCUCGCCUCAGCCCGUGCGAAGGCCGUCGAAGGCGGGCGGGAGCGAUGCGGCGCAGGCGCAGGCGCUGCAGGACGCGACUGGCUCGAGUCCAAACGCACACGCCACCGCUGCAGCCACACCUUCGACCAGCACCCCAACACCAGCAGAGCAAGAGGAGAGCUUGGCUGAAGACAUGGAGCGCAGGACUCCUCUGCCAUCGCAGACGCCGACGCAAGGACGACGGGCAGCCACGACGGAGAAGCCGGUGCGCGCGGCGGCACCGCCUCCGAGCGCGUGGCCAGCUCGAAGGACCACCUCGGCGGCGACGCCGACGGCUACAGGCUCUGGGCUCGAUUCAAAGGCAGCAUCCGAGGCGGGUCACGCUCGACUCGAGGAGCGAGCUGGCGCCGAGAGCGUUGCGAGCUGCCACUCGACGUUCAGCACGAUCAGCGACCGGCGGCGCGAGAUCCUGCACGAUCGGGAGGUGCUGCUCAAGCAGCUGGGCGAGUCGGAGCGGCAAGAUCUGCUGCGGCGCACCGAGGGGCGGUUUGCGGGUGCGUUCAACGAGGUGGCGCAGGCGUUCCGGCAGCUGCAGGCGGACAAGGUGCUGCUGGAGCAGAUUGUGCGCGAAAAGACACCGCUGAGCGGGGUCGGGGUGAACAACGAGAUGCUCGCCAGCUAUCUCGGCACGAUGAACGCCAAGGUGGAGCAGAGCCAUGGCGAGAUCCGCAAGCUGCUGGAUCUGCUCGAGCAGCAGCGCGAGGUGAUCGAGCAGAUGCUCGCGACGCACCAGUUGGAGAGGGAGACGUACGAGGAGGAUGUGGAGCGGUUAAGGGGGGCGUUGGGCGAGGCGCAGGAGGAGGUGGAGAGGCAGCAGACGGCGAUGGUACGGUUGAAUGAGGAGUUGGCGAGGGCGCAUGCGGCGACGGUGCAGGCGAAUGCCGACGCGAUGCGGUCGCGCGCGACGCUGGUCGAGGAGGCGCGCAAGCGCGACAAGGUGGUGCAGCUGUUGAGGCACGCCAAGGAAAGGCUGCGCGAGGUCGAGACCGAGACGCUUGCGCCGCAGAACGAGCGCAGCCACGAGGGUGUGGUGCGUGACGAGGCGGCCGAGAGCGAGGUGGCUAUGCUGCGGAGGAUGCUCGAGGAGCGCGAUGGCGAGAUUGCAGCGUUGCGGUUGGGACAUGCGGACGCGGUGAUGCAGGAGGCCGACGACGCAUCGGUGGAAGAGGGCGAGCCACAGAAUGGGGCCGAGGAGAUCGAGCGGCUGCGUGCGCAGGUGGCGGAUCAGAAGGAGCGCGAGAAGCAGAUCCGCGCCGCGUACGUGUACGUGCGCGACGAGCUGCGCAAAGCCAAUCUCGAGCGUCGAAGGUCCUCGGCCAGCAGCAUCGCGACGCCGCCUAGUAGCGCGCAGAGGGCGAGACGCUCCCCGCUGGACAAGGCCGAGCCGGAGGAGGGAGCUACGCCGGUCAAGCUCAAGAGGCUUAGUUUGCCGGUGGUCGCUAGGGUCGAGGUGGGGCAGCAGCGACAGGUGGGGCUCGCGAGGCAUGUCAAUUGGACGCCGCCAGCGUAG